This is a messenger RNA of Pyrenophora tritici-repentis Pt-1C-BFP, 852 nucleotides long. Its product is annotated as RNA-binding protein (RRM domain). Gene Ontology annotation, molecular function: translation initiation factor activity; RNA binding. NCBI's taxonomy places the organism in Eukaryota, Fungi, Ascomycota, Dothideomycetes, Pleosporales, Pleosporaceae. Gene Ontology annotation, cellular component: cytoplasm; eukaryotic translation initiation factor 3 complex. The record is from RefSeq and is a predicted model, not a curated record.
AUGUCACGACCUGCAGGCCGCACCGACUGGGCGGAAGAAGACGACGAGGAGUCUCUCACCUCCCUCCCCCCCAACCAAGUCAUCAAGAACAAGGAUGGAACCGAGACAGUCAUUUCCUACAAGAUUGGCGAAGACGGCCGGAAGUACAAGACCACGCGGCGCAUUAAGAAGACGGUCGUAAAGCAAAUCGUAAACCCGCGCGUCGCCGAGCGGAAGCAAUGGGCCAAGUUUGGACAGGAGAAGGGCAAGCCCGCCGGCCCGCAAACAGAUACCGUUUCCGUGGCCGAGAACAUCGUUUUCCGACCGGUAUCCAACUGGAAAGCUAGUACCGAGGACAAGGGCGACGAGGCGAAGAAGAAGGCUGAGCUUAAGAACGCAAAGAUCAAGUGUCGUAUUUGCCAGGGCGACCAUUUCACCACAAAGUGUCCCUUCAAGGACACCAUGGCUCCCGAAGGCGAUGUCGCGCCCGCCGACAUGCCCGACGACGCUCCCGGAGUUGGUGCAGGAGGAAGUUUUGGUACCGGCUCUGGAGGCUACGUUCCCCCACACUUGCGUGGACGUGGAGGUGCAGGCGAGAAGAUGGGCGGCAAAUUCGACCGCGACGACAGCGCCACUCUGCGUGUCACCAACGUUUCCGAGUUUGCUGAGGAGCAAGACCUACGGGACAUGUUCUCGAGAUACGGCCAUGUCACUAGGGUUUUCUUGGCCAAGGACCGGGAAACCGGUCGAGCAAAGGGCUUUGCUUUUGUCAGUUACGCGGACCGGUCGGAUGCUGCCAAGGCAUGCGAGAAGAUGGACGGAUUCGGUUUCGGUCAUCUUAUUCUUCGUGUGGAGUUUGCUAAGAAGGCUUAA